UCCUCAUAAAAAUCGUCUUCAGAUGACAGUCUAUAAUAGUAUGUCUACCGUCCCACUCAGACUAGGUUCUCGAAUUUCGUCCCGGUGAGUAACGCCACAGGCCGGGAUAGCAAGUCAUAUCCACGCUGUCGGCUAGCCAGCUCUGCAAAUCCAACCAAUGCAUCUUCUUCAAGCCCAAGCGCUCGUAAACUGAGAGCCACUGGUGAAAGCCAUCAGCUCGGAACUAUGGUUCACUAACCCGAAGCUCGAAGGAGAGACCUAAAAGAUGAAGGUAUUCCGGGACGGAUCAACUUGCUGAUAGCACCCCUCUUCCAAUACGUAUUUCCUUCUCUUGUGUAAUAUUCUCUCUACUUCAAAGCCCCUUGGCCAUAUGCGAUGGCUAUCUUCACAAGCUUAAAUACCGUUCUCUUUGCUAUCUUUGCUUUCAUCUUCUACACCAUCGGUCUUGUUCUAUACCGUCUAUUUCUAAGCCCAACUUCUAAAUUCCCGGGGUCGAAACUUGCAGCAUCCACUCUUUGGUACGAGUUCUACUACGAAGCAAUCUUACCAGGACAAUUUACUUUCAAGAUUCGAGAAUGGCAUGAGAAAUAUGGUCCAAUAAUUCGUAUAAAUCCCUACGAGAUUCACGUCGAUGAUCCGGGUUUCUAUCACACCGUAUUCUCCAAUUCCGGCAUCCGAGACAAACAUGCGUUCUAUACUGGCCAAUUCGGCAACCCAAACACAGCAUUCGGAGCCGUAUCCCACGACACCCACCGCAUGCGCCGGCAAGCGCUCAACCCUCUCUUCUCCAAAGCAUCAGUCGUUCGCCUAACGCCCGUUAUCUCUACUAUCAUCGAGAAACUCUGCCGCCGUAUUGACGAAGUGAAAGGGACAGAUCGUCCCUUAAACAUGAGAUUGGUCUACAUGUGCUUCACCACCGACGUGGUGACUCGAUAUGCGUUGAACCGCAGCUGGGAUUUACUCGAUAGUGCCGAUUUCUCGCCCCUGUGGAAGGAGAUGGUCAGGAGUACGGGCGAGAUGACGAAGUGGACGAAGCAGUUUCCGUGGUUGUUCGGGGUGGUUAAGACCUUGCCGGAGUGGGUGAUUAAAGGGUUGAAGCCGGAUCUGGGGUUGGUUCUUGACAUGCAGACAAAAAUCAACACCCAAAUUCUGCAAAUAAUGCAAGAAAAAGAACCCAAGCCCGCCAUCUCAGAUGAGCAAGAACAACUUCCUCGAACAAUCUUUCACGCUCUGUGGAAUAACCCCAAUAUUCCCUCCGAGGAGAAAAGCAUUGAUCACUUGGGACAGACGGGACAAGAUGUCAUCGGAGCAGGAGGUGAAUCAACAGGUGCCGCUUUGGCUGUCACUACAUUCUAUCUCCUGAAUACUCCUAGAGCGCUCAAGAAAUUGAAGACAGAGCUAGAGGAGGCAAUGCCGGAUAAGUACGGGCAGUGGGCUUUGAGUCUUGCAGAGGGCUUGCCUUACUUGACAGGAGUAGUCCUCGAAGGAUUGAGACUCUUCUACGGCGUCUCCAGUCGUCUCAGCCGCAUCGCACCCACCACACCCCUCAAAUACCAAAACUGGGAAAUUCCCGCAAACACUCCAAUAGGACUAACCAACUUGCUCCUCCACCACCACCCAUCCAUCUUCCCCGAUUCGCACUCCUUCCUCCCGGAGCGCUGGCUCGACAACCGCCCGCUUGAGCAUUACCUGUUUUCGUUCUCCAAGGGCUCAAGGCAAUGUGUUGGGAUUAAUUUGGCGAAGGCGGAGAUUUUCUUGACGCUGGCGACACUGUUUAGGAGGUUUGAGAUGGAGUUGUUUGAUACAACGUUUGAGAGGGAUGUGGACGUUAGGCGGGAUAUGUUUUUGCCGCAGCCGAGUAGGGAGAGUAGGGGGAUUAGGGUUGUGUUUAGAUGAGGUGGUGGGAGGAGAUGUGGGAGAUGAGAGAUUGGUGAUUGUGAUUGUGAGGGUUGAGUAUUGUGGCGCUGUGGGACAUUAAUCGAAUGAGAGAGAAGCGCACCACGAGAAGGGACAAUGCGAGGAAGGAAGGAGGUUGAUGUGACGUAUUUAGACAUUGAGAUUGGC
Mollisia scopiformis is the source of this 2064-nucleotide messenger RNA. RefSeq names its product cytochrome P450 monooxygenase. The coding region runs from base 376 to 1896 and encodes 506 amino acids. Gene Ontology annotation, molecular function: iron ion binding; oxidoreductase activity, acting on paired donors, with incorporation or reduction of molecular oxygen; monooxygenase activity. Lineage: Eukaryota; Fungi; Ascomycota; Leotiomycetes; Helotiales; Mollisiaceae. The record is from RefSeq and is a predicted model, not a curated record. The transcript has 8 exons.